AUGUCUGGAUAUGAAGUUGUUAUUGUUGGAGGAGGUGUGUUUGGAUUGAGCUCUGCUGUUCAAUUAGCUCGGACCAACUACAAAGUAAUAGUCAUCGACAAGUUUCCGAUACCGUCUCCUUUGAGCGCCGCAAAUGAUUACAACAAGAUUGUAAGACUGGAGUAUAAUGACAUGGUAUAUGCAGAACUUGCUGUUGAAGCCAUGGGCUAUUGGAAUGGUGAAGAUUCUUCACUUUUACCUGCAAGGUUGCUCCAUGACUGUUAUUCACACUGUGGAAGAAUCAGCGUAGUUCAAGAUCCUAAGACAAGAAGAUAUGCUUUUGACGAGAGCAGUCUGAGGUUAUUACAAGAGAAAUUUUCGAGGUGUCGGGAUGUUAAGGAGUUCAAAGAUCUAACAUGCGGAGGGAAGUUUCCGCAACUUUCUGAUGGCCAGCGUUAUGAUAUUUUUCGAUAUAAUCCCGACUGUGGAAUUGGCUUUGCAAGAGAGUCGUUGUUAAAAAUGAAAAGAUAUGCCGAAUCGUUAGGUGUAGUGUUCCAAGAGAAUGAUGGUGUUGUAGAAGUGGAAAAGUUUAGAGAUGGAAGUCAAAGUGUGGUAGUCCGGUGUGAAUCUGGAAAGCGAAUUCAUGGUAAAAAGGUUGUCAUUGCGUGCGGUGCAAACACCUCUGCGAUUUUACCAAUGCAGAGAUACGUAAAGGCCACUGGACUGUAUGUUGGCCAUGUUCAGUUAUCAGAUGAAGAGUACCAGAAGUUCAAGGAUAUCCCUGUAAUUUUUAAUAGUAGCGUUGGUUAUAUCUUCCCUCCUGAUGCUCAAACCAAGAUGAUUAAAAUCUGCACGAGCGCUAUGUCCGCAUACGAUGGAAAAAGUAACGGAUCAUAUCCUGUGUAUAGAACGCUGGAGCCACAUACGGCUCCUAGUAUACCCAUAAGCGCGGCAGUUCGUAUAAGGACGGUAUUAGGUAAAUACUUACCUUCGUUAGUGUUCACUUCUGGAACACAAUCGCAGCUAAGGGAUAUCAUUGACUGCAAGAUAUGCUGGGUCAGUGACACAGCAAACUCAGAUUUCAUCAUAGACGAGGUCCCUGGUAUGAGUAACGUGUACGUCUGCUGCGGUGAUUCGGGCCAUGCAUACAAGUUUCUCCCCAACAUAGGCAAAUACAUUCAACAAAAACUGGAAAAUAAGCUACCAGAACCUCUAGCACGCAAAUGGAGCUUCAGAGAAGCAAACUGGAACGAUGCAGAAAUCGAGUGGAGGGUGGAACCUACAAAAUUAGCAAUCCAAGAUGUGGAAUGGUUCAAAGAAAGCUAUGGACACGCGAAGCUAUAG
Kluyveromyces marxianus DMKU3-1042 is the source of this 1323-nucleotide messenger RNA. RefSeq names its product NAD(P)/FAD-dependent oxidoreductase (gene fap2). Bases 1 to 1323 code for a protein of 440 amino acids. Gene Ontology annotation, molecular function: sarcosine oxidase activity; flavin adenine dinucleotide binding; saccharopine oxidase activity. Lineage: Eukaryota; Fungi; Ascomycota; Saccharomycetes; Saccharomycetales; Saccharomycetaceae. The record is from RefSeq and is a predicted model, not a curated record. The transcript has a single exon.